AUGAAUCUGAUGAGGCUUUUGAGGAAUUUUACCUCCAUUGACAAGAACAUGAGCACAGAGGAUAUUACAAUUUUGAAGAAAAAACUAAGAUGUAAAUUUAAAAGUGUUGGCAUGCUCGAGCUUGAUACUUUAAUAAACAACUACUUAAAUAAGAACAUAAAUAAAAUGGACAAUGAAAAAGCAAAAGUGUUGUAUAAUUUGAUGGAUGUAGAUACAACUAAUUUAUUGAAACUUUUUUAUUUUUACUCGAACAAAGAAAACCGUAAUGUUGAAAAGUUAUCGGGAUAUUUGAAAAAUUUAGAUAAAAAGGAAAUAAAUGAUACCUUCAAUUUAUUAAUUGAUAUUUUAAAUAAUAACGAAAAAGUUGUUAAUUCGUGA
Molecule: messenger RNA, 378 nt
Organism: Plasmodium gonderi
Lineage: Eukaryota; Apicomplexa; Aconoidasida; Haemosporida; Plasmodiidae
Exons: 2
Coding region: 1-378 (125 amino acids)
Source: RefSeq, a predicted model, not a curated record